AUGGAUUUGUCAAUAUUUGAUAAUCAAAGUCCAGCUCAUAAUGAUUUCCGUAGUGAUACAUUCACAACACCUACAAUAUCAAUGAUUCAAUCAUUAAGUCAAACAACAUUAGGUGAUGCUGUUUAUAAUGAAGAUUUGAAAACUAUUGAAUUAGAAAAUAAAGUGGCUCAAUUAACUGGGAAAGAAUCAGGAUUAUUUUGUGUUAGUGGAACUUUAUCUAAUCAAAUUGCCAUUAGAACUAAUCUUUAUCAACCACCAUUUAGUAUUAUGUGUGAUUAUCGAGCUCAUAUUUAUAUUCAUGAAGCUGGAGGUUUAUCUACAUUAUCACAAGCUAUGAUUCAACCAAUAAUUCCUAAAAAUGGAAUUUAUUUAACUUUAAAAGAUGAUAUUUUACCAAAUUUUAUAAUUGAUGAUGGAGAAAUUCAUGGAGCUCCAACUAAAUUGAUUUGUUUAGAAAAUACUUUACACGGAAUGAUUUUCCCAUUGAAUGAAAUUAAAAAAAUAUCUAAAUUUUGUCAUAAAAAUCAAAUUAAAUUACAUUUAGAUGGUGCAAGAAUUUGGAAUGCUAGUAUAGAAACAGGUAUUUCAUUAAAAGAAUAUUGUUCAUAUUUUGAUAGUAUAUCACUUUGUUUAUCGAAAACUUUAGGUGCACCAAUUGGAACAAUUUUAGUAAGUGAUAAAAAAUUUAUUUUAAAAGCUAAUCAUUUUAAAAAACAAAAUGGUGGUGGAAUUAGACAAAGUGGUUUAUUAGCAAGUAUGGCAAUUAUAGCUAUUAAUGAAAAUUUUUCAAAAUUGAAAAAAACUCAUGAUAUGGCUAAAGAAUUAGGUCAAUUAUGUCAUACCAAGAAUAUAAUUUUAGAACAUCCAGUACAAACAAAUUUUGUUUUCAUUGAUUUAAAAGCUAAUAAAAUUAAUCCUAAAAAAUUGAUAGAAAUAUCUAAUAAAUAUAAUAUUAAAAUUUAUUCUGGUAGAAUUGCUUUCCAUUAUCAAAUAUCUCAACAAUCAUUUGAAAAUGCUAAAAAAGUUAUUUUAGAAAUAAUUCAAUAUGCUAAAGAGAAUCCUUAUGAAGAAGAAGAAGAAGAAGAACAAACUAAUUUUAAAUUUUAUACCAGUGAAAAUAAAUAG
Molecule: messenger RNA, 1125 nt
Organism: Candida dubliniensis CD36
Lineage: Eukaryota; Fungi; Ascomycota; Pichiomycetes; Serinales; Debaryomycetaceae
Product: threonine aldolase
Exons: 1
Coding region: 1-1125 (374 amino acids)
Biological process (GO): glycine biosynthetic process; L-threonine catabolic process
Cellular component (GO): cytosol
Molecular function (GO): L-allo-threonine aldolase activity
Source: RefSeq, a predicted model, not a curated record